AUGACUCCUGAGUUGGAGGAUCCCAGUGAUUUCAUGAUUCCUUGUACAGUUGGAAGUUUCGAGUUUGGUAAAUCUCUUUGUGAUCUUGGGGCAAGUACAAAUUUGAUGCCAUAUUUAGUUUUGAAGACUUUGUGGAUUGGACAACCAAUACCCACUUCUAUGAGAUUGCAAAUGGCCGAUCGUAGCAUGAAAAGGUCGUUGGGUGUGAUUGAAGAUGUUUUGGUCCUGGUUGAUAAAUUCAUUCUUCUAGCGAACUUUGUCAUUCAAGAUUGUGAAGGUGAUUAUGAAGUGACAAUUAUUCUUGGAAUACCUCUACUUGCUACGGGUAAGGAUCUUUGUGUUGUUGAAGCCUGA
Molecule: messenger RNA, 354 nt
Organism: Nicotiana tabacum (common tobacco)
Lineage: Eukaryota; Viridiplantae; Streptophyta; Magnoliopsida; Solanales; Solanaceae
Source: RefSeq, a predicted model, not a curated record